GCUCAACCUAACUCUUACAUGCUGCCAUCAGACGAGUUCGCCCUUAUCAACUACUAUCGACAACGUUUCGGUGACUCGGAAGUCCUGAAGAGCGCUACAAAACGGUUCUGGGACAACCAUACGGGGACUCAAUAACUUUUCAACUUUUCCUGAUCGUUGCACUUGCGAGUUUUGAAGCAAGCACAAUUUGAGAUAUUUUCAGCAUUCAACGGACCGGAAGCCAUUAGGAGUUUUUGCAUUUUUCGCACGAUACCUCUGACAACGGCGUUACACCUGCUUUACUCAGCCGCGGAAAUCACCUUUCUAAAGGUCUUGCGAGGCACCUCGUACAACCAAGAGCAGAACUACGGUACAAGCAUUACACUGUAUAGUGAGGGGUUGGAUACAAUGGCAAAGGCAGCACCACCAUUAUGGCCGGCGGCUAGCGAAGGACCACUGGGUUUCAUGUUCCUCGUUCUAAUGUUAGUUUUGGUGCCUCAUUUAGCAUUGGCUUUAUUCGUAUCGCCGCCGCACUUGCUUGACCAAGUUUCCACUCUGGAUCGCUAUGUACUGAACGAGUCCUCGUCGCUCGAGUGUCUACAAGUUACAGCUCCAAUAUUCAGUCCAUCUGAGAGCUGCCAACAAAUACUGAUGACUCAUGUCUUUGCCUUUUCCUAUGGGCAGCCCUUCAUAGGUGCAUACUAUCCACCAGAUUGCAGUUUCAACCGCGUAACUUUCAAGUUCGCAGUUAUGUCAGCAGGACGACAAUUCGAUAGGUUAGCACUUAUGUUCUUUGGUGACAUCGAAAUCUUCCGUACCUCGACUGCUGAGCCUACCCAAAAUGGCAUUACCUGGACCUACGUCAAAGAUAUGACAAUGUAUCUUGCCCUUUUUCAAAGGCCACAGAAGAUCAUUUUCGACCUGGGCAAUCUUGUUGACGAUACAUAUACCGGCUCAUGGAACACGACAUUGACUGCGCACUUCUUCACUACCGACGAGACAAUCCAACCUGCCGACAAUAUUAUACCAGUGUCGGCUAGGCAAUCCAAUGCCAACAAAUCGAGUGGUUUUAGUGUUCCUGGGUCGAAGGCAAUCAACACCCUUACGUUUCCCCAAAACGCCAAGAAGGCAAUUUUCUUGAUCUCCGCCUGCGGCCAAGCUGCUGAAGAGUUCUGGUGGAGCAACGUGUUCUCUUCUAAUACGCAAGCCUUUGGCGGCGAGGCGAGCCUUUACGGUCAUUCGCCUUUCAGGGAAGUCCAACUCUUCAUUGACGGCAUUAUGGCGGGGGUUGCCUGGCCUUUUCCAGUGAUCUUUACCGGUGGCGUUGUCCCUGGGCUCUGGCGACCCAUUGUCGGCAUUGAUGCGUUUGAUCUGAGGGAAGACGAAAUUGAUGUUUCGCCGUUCAUACCUUUGCUUAGCGAUGACAGAGAACACACGUUCGAAAUUCGUGUUGUUGGUAUUGAUGACGAUGAACAUGGGAACGGGACCUUGACCGAAGCUCUCGAGUCGUAUUGGAUCGUGACUGGAAAACUCUUCAUAUGGUUGGAUACAAAUACCAGCCUCACCAUGGGAACACCUCCAGUUGUUUUUGCACCAGAUCCAUCAAUAUCCAUGUACUCCAGGCUACGAAAGAACGCCAGUGGUAUUGUACAAUCUCUGGACUACUCUGUUCAAGUGUCCCGGGAGUUGAUCAUCACAUCUACUAUCCAGACCUCUUCCGGCUCUGGAAUCAUCACUUGGAAGCAGAACCUUACGUCUUCCAGUAUCGGGACUUUGUCCAAUCAAGGAAACACUCAAAUUGUAUGGCAUUCCACGGUCGGCAUGCAUUCGUCCCCUUCGUCAGAGUACUACAAGACCUUCGAUUACCCUCUUUAUGUCUGGUCAUCUUACAACAUGUUUUCCGGUGGCGAAUAUAUCAUACACGCCGACAUGGAUCGUGGGAAGUAUGCUUAUCAGUUCGGAGAACUAGCAUAUCCGAAUGAGUGGAAAACGUUUGAUCACGCUGGUCAGGCAUCAACGCCCUUCCGUGGAACGACCAUACACAACCGGCAAAAUGGAACCGCCUCAUAUUAUGGCAUCCCUGCACAGAGAAGAGCGUAUAGUUCGGGCAGCACUGAACAGUCAUUUUUGCUCAAAGGAGUAAGCGAAGUGACCGUAAGGGAAGUAGGGUUGCCAACAUUGACCAAAGAGGAAUUAUAUCGGCGACAUGUGAUUGCAGCAAAUGACUCGGUGGUGUCUGACGAAACGACUUUUGUUGAGGAGAGUAGUCAGAGGUACGUAAAGCCAUGGAUGCAGGCAAGGGGGGCUCAUAGGUUUGCAAUGAAGGGCAUCAAAGCGUGGCUUGGGAGAGGACCGUUUUAACCGAAGGAUGGACGAUCAUAAAGUUCAAUUUGUAGGGAUGUUGUGUGACAGUCACUCAUCAGGCGAG
Molecule: messenger RNA, 2407 nt
Organism: Dothidotthia symphoricarpi CBS 119687
Lineage: Eukaryota; Fungi; Ascomycota; Dothideomycetes; Pleosporales; Dothidotthiaceae
Exons: 3
Coding region: 388-2340 (650 amino acids)
Source: RefSeq, a predicted model, not a curated record